UUUUUUGGUUGUUAUUUGGGCGUGUAAAAAUUGAACUAGAAAGUCCUAAAGAGGCACAAAAGAUACAGAUUUUCAAAUAAGUUUAUAACAAAAGUGGUAGUUUCUUAUCAACUACGUCGUUCUACACUGGGAACUUCUGAAAAUGUCUAAAGUGAGAAAAAUCAUUGAUGAGGCUAAAGAAUCUAAAAAUCCCGAGUUGGAUCUGGUGGACAAGGGUAUAUCGUCUUUUGAUGAAAUACCAGGCCUUCUUACCAUGCUCAACUUGACUCGAAUUACGUUGACUCACAACCGUAUCUCAGUAGUCACUCCAGCAUUAGCAAAUCUGACAAACCUUGAAAUCCUGAACUUGUUUAAUAAUCAAGUUGAAGAACUUCCAACAUCCUUAUCUUCAAUGCCCAAACUUAGGAUUUUAAAUCUAGGUAUGAACAAGCUGAGUGUUCUUCCUCGAGGCUUUGGAGCAUUUCCUGUCCUAGAAGUUCUGGACUUGACCUAUAACAACUUGAGUGAAAAAAGUUUACCUGGCAAUUUUUUUAUGAUUGAAACGUUAAGAGCUCUAUAUUUGGGUGAUAAUGAUUUUGAAAGCAUCCCACCGGAAAUCAGCAACCUAAAAAACUUGCAAAUUCUUGUGCUACGAGAUAAUGAUAUAGUCGAGCUCCCUAAAGAGAUUGGUGAACUAACCAGGUUGAGAGAACUGCAUAUUCAGGGAAAUCGCUUGUCUGUUUUACCACCAGAACUAGGUAACUUGGACCUCACCAGUAACAAAUCAGUUAUUAGAAUGGAAAACAAUCCAUGGGUUGCACCAAUUGCAGAUCAACUGCAAGUCGGCAUUUCCCAUGUCGUUGAUUAUCUCCGAUCGGAAACGUACAAAUUCGUCCACGGUCGGCACGCAGUGACUCAAGCCCCGAAUCGUGUUUCGGAAAAGCGAGACCGAAGCGUCUCAAACGCUUAAGUACAAGAAAAACGUCUUGUUGAAGUGUCUACGGACGUCACGUUUCGGCCAACGCUCCUGCGCCACCCCGACUCAGCGAAAGAACAAAGAAGAGCUCGAAACCCAAACCCUAACCCUAGCUUUUAGCUUAAAGCAUUAUCGCUUCAAGGACGUGUUUCAUCAGUCGCCAAUUCUCUUUUUGCAAUCCGAAUUUCUAUUUCCCGUCGGCAUAAUCAAACAAAUAAUCUUCAUUUCUUCACCUUGUUAUUUGUAAUGUGCCAAUGGCCUUCCAUUCUUUAAAUGGUAUCCGCCUUAUCGUGUCAUUUGUUUUUUACAAGUUCGCUAACGUUGUCUUCCACUUUUACGCAUUUCCCAUCUGUUUCCUUCAUAACCGCGCGAAUUUAUUGAAUAAUCUUGUGUUAGAUGAAGAAUGCGCCCUAAUAAAUAGUUUAUUAAAGUAAACAUAAAAAAAAGCAAUCAAUCAGCCAAACUAUCCAGUUUUUAACAACACAAA
Daphnia carinata is the source of this 1442-nucleotide messenger RNA. RefSeq names its product ras suppressor protein 1-like (gene ics). Bases 143 to 949 code for a protein of 268 amino acids. Gene Ontology annotation, molecular function: protein binding. Lineage: Eukaryota; Metazoa; Arthropoda; Branchiopoda; Diplostraca; Daphniidae. The record is from RefSeq and is a predicted model, not a curated record. The transcript is spliced from 8 exons.